AUGUCUUAUACCCUAUUACCAUCCAGGCAUAGUCUACGAGCUUUAUCAGGAUUAUGGCAUCGAUUUUAUACCACAGCACCUAGUCCAUACUAUCCUGUGCAUAAACCGUACACCCCGCCCACCUCAGAACCAGUGAAUACACUAUCAGACAAUAAAUACACCCAACCGACUCCGAAACCUGAUGACCAUAUAAUUGUGGCCAUGUCGUCUGGUGUUGAUUCCUCGGUAUGUGCAGCAUUAUUCAAAGAUUAUCCUAACGUCCAUGGGUUGUACAUGGCCAACUGGUCACAACUGGCAACAUGUACAGAACGCGAUUGGAAGGAUGUGCAACGAGUGUGUCGAGAUUUAGGCAUUUCCAGUUGUGAGCGAGUUAAUUUUGAACAUGAGUAUUGGCAUGAUGUGUUUGUGCCAAUGAUUGAGAAAUACGAAAAGGGGUUAACUCCCAAUCCUGAUAUUGGGUGCAAUAAAUUCGUUAAAUUUGGGAAAUUAAUUGAUUAUUUGCAUGAGAAAUAUGAUGGUAAGGAUUGGUGGUUGGUCACUGGUCAUUAUGCUCGGAUUAUGAAACACAAUGAAACCGGAGAGUAUCAUUUAUUGCGAGGCUUGAGUCAGCGGAAAGACCAAAGUUACUAUCUUUCGUCGAUCCCACCACGAUCAUUAUCGAAAAUCUUAUUGCCUAUUGGCCAUUAUAUCAAACCACAAAUUCGAAAAUUGGCACAUGAUCGGUUUCAGCUACACACAGCAACAAAGCCUGACUCCCAGGGGUUAUGCUUUGUUAACCCGCAACAAUCGAAUUUCCGAGAGUUUUUAAAUGAUUACAUCCCGGAAAACCCAGGUGACAUAGUUACUGAAGACGGUAAGGUUUGGGGUCGACACAAAGGGUUAUGGCACGCUACUAUCGGACAGAAAUCGUCGGUGUGCAUGCCGCAAGCAGAUCCAAAAUAUCAAGGAAUAUGGUUUGUUAGUGAUAAGAACUAUGAGAAAAAUCAAAUCAUAAUAGUCAAGGGCCAUGACAACCCAAGAUUGUUUAAACAAACUGUGGAGUUGACACAAUUGGAAUGGCUAUGUCCUAAAGAAGAGGUGAUACAUUUACGGGGGUUACAAUUUCAGUAUCAUUCGUUACUGAAAUCGAUUCCUGUCAAGAGAGUAAUUGAUUCGGGAGACAAGUUGGUGGUUGAGUUGGAAACUCCGGUUCGUGCCUUGGCACCAGGCCAAGCUGGCGUGUUGUAUAAUGGCAAUCGAGUGUUGGGCGGUGGAAUGAUUAGUAGAACCAUGUAG
Candida dubliniensis CD36 is the source of this 1275-nucleotide messenger RNA. RefSeq names its product tRNA-5-taurinomethyluridine 2-sulfurtransferase. The transcript has a single exon. Gene Ontology annotation, cellular component: mitochondrion. The coding region runs from base 1 to 1275 and encodes 424 amino acids. The record is from RefSeq and is a predicted model, not a curated record. Lineage: Eukaryota; Fungi; Ascomycota; Pichiomycetes; Serinales; Debaryomycetaceae. Gene Ontology annotation, biological process: tRNA wobble position uridine thiolation. Gene Ontology annotation, molecular function: sulfurtransferase activity.